Messenger RNA from Oryzias melastigma (Indian medaka), 2682 nucleotides. It is a transcript of the gene lsr, whose product is annotated as lipolysis stimulated lipoprotein receptor. Lineage: Eukaryota; Metazoa; Chordata; Actinopteri; Beloniformes; Adrianichthyidae. The coding region runs from base 206 to 2038 and encodes 610 amino acids. The record is from RefSeq and is a predicted model, not a curated record. Gene Ontology annotation, biological process: tricellular tight junction assembly; establishment of blood-brain barrier. Gene Ontology annotation, cellular component: tricellular tight junction; plasma membrane. The transcript has 11 exons.
CCUUGUAACAUUCAGGCACCGCCUUCGCCUCCUAGGCUUUUUUUUCCUCUCCUCACAAAGGUACAAAAUGGAGGCGACGCGACCUGGCUGAACAAAACAACAGUUGCGUUUUAUAUUAUGCAUUACAUUAAGUUUCAAUAAGUGUAUUUUUAGUUACGUGUUUUUACUUUAGUUGAUCAAAAAGGCUGAAAUAACCGGAUUAAUCAUGUUCUGGGCGUUACUCAUUUCAGUUUUAAUGGCGACAGAGUCUUCCCUGGCCGUCACAGUCACCUGUCCUACCAAAAGAUUCAUCGUAAUCCUAUUCCAGCCCGUUACCUUGACCUGUGACUUCCAAUCAACCGCCUCGCAGCCUCCUGUGAUCAUGUGGAAGUACAAAUCUUACUGCCGGGACCCUGUCCAGGCUGCCCUCAAUCCCAGCAGUGCAGAUAACAUCUUGGCACAAAACAACCCCAACUAUAACCCCACUAUUGAGUGUGGAGACUCUCAGAGGACGGUCCGCACGGUUGCUUCCAAGCAGGGGGAUGCUGUUACUUUGGGCAAAGAAUACUCGGGUCGAAAAAUUUCCAUCGUGGACAAGGCGAGCCUGAACAUCGCUCAGACGGCGUGGGGGGACAGCGGUGUGUAUUACUGUUCUGUCAUCUCAUCCCAAGAUCUCACAGGGACUAAUGAAGACUACACAGAGCUACUUGUUCUCGAGAGAAAGUCUAAUACUACUGACCUCCUGCCUGGCAUUGACUUACUGAUUAUGGAAGACUGGCUGCUGGUCGUCCUCGUGGUUUUGGGCUUCCUGUUGCUGUUGCUCAUGAUUGGAAUUUGCUGGUGCCAGUGUUGCCCUCACACCUGCUGCUGCUACGUGAGCUGCCCUUGCUGCCCAGACCGGUGCUGCUGUCCACGAGCUCUUUACGAGGCAGGGAAAGCAGUGAAGAAAGGAAUGGCCAAUCAGUAUGCUGGCGGCCUCUAUGCGGCCAGCACGUACGCUCAGCCCAUAUAUGGAGGCUCACAAGCGAACCAGCCUGGCAUGCCCAUGCUUCCUCUGCCUAACGGGGCAGGACAGCCGCCUCCUCAGAAUGGUUACGGCUACGAAUAUGACGGCGCCAGUUCAGUUGGACAGGGAUCACAGGUGCCUUUGCUUCACGGUCAGGAUGGCAGAGGGGACCCGACUCGCAGCGGGUAUCGCAUUCAGGUGGACACAGACGGAAAUGCUACACGUGCCAUUUACUAUAUGGAGAAAGAACUUGCAACACUAGAUCCUGCACGACCUGCCGGUUACAGACGCUUGGAUAACAUGAGUGAGGUCAGUUCUCUGCAUGACAUGGGCGCCCGGGGUGGUCGCUCCCAGCCCCCACCCAGGGGGUUUGACCCGGAUGAUGCCAUGAGCACCAUCAGCAGCGUCUCCCAGCAAGGCCGCCGUCGAGAUGAUUAUCCACGCCGCAACGACGGUUACGCGGGGGAUCGUGUUCGUGCCCGCUCCAUGGACAACCUGGACGACAUUGGACGGCGACACCCAAGAGAUGACUACCCUCCACAGAGACGUCCAGAUGAACCCAGAGGCAGGAGAGGAUCCGACGACUGGAGCAGCAGCGCUCGCAGCGGCUACGACCGAGACUACGAUGACCGCAGGCGCCGGGAUUACUCUCCCAGCAGUCAAGGACGAAGAGGGGGAGAUGCCUCUAGUGAACUUUCCGGCCGACGCAGCCGGAGUCGCGAUGACCUAAUGGACAUAGAGAGGGAUCGGCGGUACGGCGGUGGUCCCAGGGGUGGCCGGGACGACUACGACGACAGUUUUCUGCGAGAGGCCAUGGAGAGGAAGAAGAUGGGUGAGCAGCAGAGGGCCCGCAGCAGGGAGCGACUGGAUAGUGAGAGCGACCGCUCAGAUCGGGUAAGAGCUCCGCCUCUUCCACUGAACCCGCCCUCUGGAUAUCCUGGUCGCCGCGACGAUUACCCGCCAGCAUACAGCGACAACGAAAGUGUGUCAUCUUCUAAGAAAACCAACUUGCGCAAGAAUGGAGCGGUGAGCCGAGAGAGUCUGGUUGUGUAAAGUCAGCAGUGAUGUUGGGUAACGCUCAGUUUUUUGGGAUAAACUUCAUAACUGUAAAUAGCACUCACACUUGAUUUGUAAUUCCACUGAAGGUGUAUUUUUCAUAAUGUACUUUUAGUUUAAACUCCUCUUUUCUAUGCAGGAAAGCUGCACAGACUUUGUGCCUUUCCAUGUAUAGAUGUGGCUGCCACAAGUGCCUUAGUCUGUAAAAAAAAAAAUGCGUGAAAAUGUUAAUGUUCACAUUUUAAUGGUUAAAUGUGUUUUAAUUGGGAUCAAAUGCUUUUAGCUUUAGUUAUCUGAUGGUUUGUUCUCUUCUCUUUGGCUGAUGAGUUGCUUAUGUAGAAGUUGAGAAAACCUUUUGUUUUUUUGUUUUUUGUACUUGUGGUAAAUGUUAAAUGUUUUUUUUUUUUUUUAAGAAGCAAUGCACAUUUGAUGAUUACUUUUGCUUUAUGCAUGUUUAAAAGUACCCUGUAUAAACGUACUGUUGAAUACAUUUUUAUGUUUCUUUUUCUUUGUUGUUUUAUUUUUUUAAUGCAAACUUGCAAAUUUAAUCUACAUACAUUUUUAAAGCAAAGCAGUAAUAAAUUCUAAACGUGCAAAUGAUGUAACAAAAUAUUAUUUUACAAUAAAAACCUCUGCCUGUA